AGCUUGCACCCACGUUGCGGUGGUAAAACACGCCCUUACGUUCGUUCAUUGCGCGUCUACACCGGCGACCUCAAAAGUGCAAAAAACAAAAAAAACAAAGUACCUCUCAUUUCUGUGUUGGAAAGGAAAACAUUUUCAGGAGAUCUUUCGCCGGAGUUGAACCUCUUUACCGGCGGACAAGCUUUUCGCUUACACUGUUUUGCUUUCCGUUAGUUUUUAAAUGGCAGGUGUUUUAUCCUCCCUCCCUCCCCCUGACCCCCACCCCUCAUCUCUUUCUUUUGAGUUAUAGCCCUUUGCACACAGACAGGCUGCAUCCCCGUACCAAUUAUAUUCUCAACUCUCUAUACACCCCUUCGAGAGUAGACAACGCUUAGCACACAGAGAGUACCCGGCAAGACACUCCGUACUCUUCAGCUCCCUUGGCCGCAUCGCACUGCGCUUAUUGCAUUGAUUGGUGCUUGUGCUUCUUCUCGUCUCUCUUUCUAUAUAUAUUUAUAUUUAUAUUGGAGAAGAAAGCCAACAGGUAGCCGCCAUGAGCAUCAGUAGUCGCAUCUGUGUAGCGGUGCGCAAGCGUCCGAUUCCGGACCCCGAGAUGGACAUCGUCGAGACGCCUUCACCGCUCUGCAUCGUCAACGAACCCAAGGUUAAAUACGACUUAUCGCGCUACACCGACCGGCACACCUUCACCUACGACGAGGUGUUUGGCGAUCAGUGCAACAACGCCACCAUCUACGAACGGUGUUGCCGGCCGCUGGUGGAAAACGUCUUCAACUACGGCAAUGCGACGUGCUUUGCGUACGGGCAGACAGGAUCGGGCAAGACCUACACGAUGCUCGGCUCUGCCAAAGAGCCCGGUCUGUACGCCAUUGCAGCCCGGGAGAUCUUCGCACGCGCCAACAGCCUCAGCGCCGCCGUCGUCGUCUCCUUCUACGAAAUUUACGGGCGUAAGAUAUUUGACCUCCUGAACAACCGCGAGCGCCUCUUCGCACGGGAGGACGCCGAUAAGGUGAUCAACAUCUGCGGACUGAGCGAGCAUCAGGUGACGGACAUCCAGGAGAUCUUCGACGUUAUCACGGCGGGCAGUGCGUACCGCGCCGCAGGGCAGACGAGCGCCAACGCGGAGAGCAGUCGCUCCCACGCGGUGCUGCAGAUUGAGGUGCGGGAGACGAAGAGCGCCAACGCGCGGCGGGGGCCGAAGACGAUUGGGCGAAUAUCGUUUAUCGACCUCGCCGGCAACGAGCGGGGCGCCGACACCUUCGACUGCGAUCGCAAAACCCGCAUGGAAGGCGCGGAAAUCAACAAGUCGCUGCUGGCGCUGAAGGAGUGCAUCCGCGCGCUGGGCAUGGGCAAGAGUCACGUCCCGUUUCGCGGGUCCAUCUUGACCGAGGUGCUGCGCGACUCCUUCACGGGGAACAGCCGCACGACGAUGAUCGCCACCAUCUCGCCGUCUUCGCAACACUGCGUCAACACCCUCAACACGCUUCGCUACACGCAGCGGGUGAAGGACCUGGGCGGGGGUGCGAACGGGGGAGCGAAGAAGGAGCAGGUGGCGAACUCCCCACCCGCGCGCCGGGCGGUGGCACCGCGGCGAAAGCCUUUUGAGAACGCCGGUGGGGGGCGGAACCGGCCGGAGUGGGUGGCGGACUUCGCCUCCGACCAAUCCCCUGUGGCCUCCCCGGAGGAAGACGAUGACAGCAACGGUGCGGUGCAGCGUCCGGCUGCCAAGCCGCGGCUGCGACGUCUCUCGCAGGGCCGCGGUGGCACGCCACCACCCCCGCCAUCCGCGGUGAAGGUGAAGGACCCGAAGAUUGCCACCAUCGUGCAGCAGCACAUCGCCGCGCUGCAGUCAAACAACGACGAGGACGAGGACGAGGAGGACGUCGAGGACACGGGCAGCGAGCCACCGGCCGCGGAGGAGGUUGGGGUGUUAAAGAAGGACGAGGAGCGGCAGGUGCGCAAGGUGCACGCAUACGUCGUGGAGGAGAUCGCCAAGGCGGAGGAGAAGCUGAUUGCCCUGCAUCGCCGCCACAUCGACUCGAAGAUGACAGGCAUCAAGGAGGAAAUCACGGCAAUUCAGAACUUUGAGGACAACGACUCGGUGGACGAGUACGUGGCCCGUGUGCGGAUGCUGCUGCAAAAGCAGCGUGAUGAUAUGAACGAGAUCUUAGACAUGCUGAGCGGCAUUGGGUCGAUGCUGCGCGACGAGGAAGACCUCUCGAAGACCUUGACAAUGAGCAAGUCAAAGGGCCACUGA
Messenger RNA from Leptomonas pyrrhocoris, 2254 nucleotides. Its product is annotated as putative MCAK-like kinesin. The transcript has a single exon. Gene Ontology annotation, biological process: microtubule-based movement. Bases 533 to 2254 code for a protein of 573 amino acids. The record is from RefSeq and is a predicted model, not a curated record. NCBI's taxonomy places the organism in Eukaryota, Euglenozoa, Kinetoplastea, Trypanosomatida, Trypanosomatidae. Gene Ontology annotation, molecular function: microtubule binding; ATP binding; microtubule motor activity.